AUGCCAACGACUCAGCCCAACUGUACCAGUCGCAUGGACACAAGCUUUUCCACUGCCGUAUCUACAGCGUUCCUGAAGGCGCCCAACGUCGUUCCAGAAGGCUGGGUUGUGCACGCUCAUCCUGAAGGAUGGAUUUACUUUCACAACCCGAACCUUGGUGUUGUAACGGAAGAAGAUUUACGUAUACCAGAUGUCUACGAAAGAGUGCGUUCAGGCUGUUUGGGCUUGGCAGCGUCGGAGGAGUUGGGCUCCCUAGAGAUAUACAUGGCGACUGGAAACUCUGAAUCUCUCUUCUGCACGUAUAUCAACCACCAGGAGUGCAUCGCAUCAUAUGAUUCGUCCGAGGUUGAUGGUCGAACGCAACCAGACAUCUACAUGCGUACGCGGCAACAACGGUUGUACUGGACUUAUUUGAACAGGCACCCUUCCCAUGUGAAGACUCCAACAAGGGCGCAAGCGGAUGCCCUGGAUGCCUUGACAUGGUACUGCGUCGACAAUAUUGUAUCGGCACCAUAUAGUAAUGUACCAUUCUCCAAAGCCGAAUGCGAGGAUCUGCUGCGAUUACUACGAGAUCCUGAUGGCAUUCGGACUAACGACUCUCCGGCGCGUACCGUAUUCCUAUCAUGGAUCCUCCGGGAAGUCAACGCGUUUCGAGUGGCUAUUGACUACGGCUUGAAAACCCGUGUCGACUUCAGAACCCUCACGGCACCCAGACGAGCAGCCGGGGAAGGCACUUCGAGUGGCCUCAGCGCUGGGUGUUCUGCGAAAGGGGUUCUACUUGGACUCCUCAUGAACGGGCUGUGCUUUGGUGUUCCUUGGGCGUACCUGGCUCGGCUGAAUAGCACUCGCGAGUAUCGGGGCCGCUUGAACAAUCUACAUCGAAGCUGGGCACUGUUCAUCGAGCAGCUCGUUCGGGAAUACUCGGAUUUCAUCCUAAUUGCCACUGUCCUCCUUUCAGCUACGAUAUCAUUUCUGGCAUUGCCAGAGAUAGGAAGGGCCAGCAGGUCUGCCGCUAUCAUCAGCGUAUUCGCUAGCCUUGGCAGCAUGAUAGUUGGUUCAUUCUGCGUCUGGCGGCAUCGCUCCAACACGGGGCCGUCCAGCUCUUAUUCUUAUAUCUACAACGCUGAACAUAAUCCGCUCGGCUUGCACGGCCAUGCCAUUUUGCUCAGCCUACCGCUGGUCUUGCUGGCUUGGGCAAUUGUGGCCUUCGCAAUAGCUAUCACUACCUAUACCACGCAAGCGGUGUUCACAGAGACGAGAGUGGACUGGAUCAGCACCUGGGUGGUGCUCGGCGCGGCGCUGCUUAUUCUCGUUCUGGCGAUACUCAGCCUGUACACCUUUGCGCUGGCGUGGAAGUGGCGAACGGGUGUCCGCAGCCUUUUGUCCCGCCUUCGGAUCUGGAAGGGGAGGCGAGCGGAUCAUGACGGGCUUGGAUGCUACUGA
This is a messenger RNA of Punctularia strigosozonata HHB-11173 SS5, 1443 nucleotides long. RefSeq lists its product as uncharacterized. The transcript is spliced from 11 exons. Gene Ontology annotation, molecular function: protein binding. Bases 1 to 1443 code for a protein of 480 amino acids. NCBI's taxonomy places the organism in Eukaryota, Fungi, Basidiomycota, Agaricomycetes, Corticiales, Punctulariaceae. The record is from RefSeq and is a predicted model, not a curated record.